AUGAGACGCAGCCGCUCUCCGAGUGCGCCCUCGCACUACCGGGGGACGGGGCAUCACAAUGGCAAUGGUGCUGAAUCUGACCCAGUUUCGCUCAUCCGAUCAUUCAACGUCGAAAAUAACCCUACACGCCCGAUGCGACCAUCUCCGCUUACCGCCUCGACGAUUCGAGAUAUGCCAUUGGAUCUGGUCGACCGCAUUCGAAGCUUUCCCCUCUUUCUCUCCGCCUCAGAGGAGUUUUUAGUGGCAAUUGGCAAUCACUUGAAACCGCAGGUACACGGACACAACGACCACAUCAUUACAGAGGGGGACGACGCAAAGGCCAUGUACUGGCUGGUGCGGGGCGUUGUCGCAGUCACAUCUCGAGACGGCGAGGCCGUUUACGCAGAGCUCAAAGCCGGUGCCUUCUUUGGAGAAAUUGGUGUCCUCAUGGAUAUGCCCAGGACCGCCACCAUCGUCGCCCGAACCAAGUGCCUUCUGCUGGUGCUGAAAAAGGAAGACCUGCAGACCGUCAUGCCCAAAUUCCCAGAGAUGGAGAAGGCCAUCCGGCAGGAAGCGCAAGAGAGACUGAGCGUACUAAAGAAAAAGCGAACAGAACGUGGUGCGACCCUUAAAUCCCCAAAGAGCGAUUUCGUUCCGCGACCAAAGACCACGGGCGAAGUGUCGACUGGAGAGACUGGCGCAAUCAAGGAUGGCACAGUGAUCAAGUCUAAGAAGCGGAAAUCUCCAAGCCCCAGUAUAAUUGAAGAUCCGGCCCUCGGCAGCGCCCUAGGCAGCGGCUUUGUUAACAUCCGAAAGACGCUUAAGGAACUUCCUCUCUUCAGCUCUCUCCCGCCAGAUAUUCUCCAUUUUCUGGGAUUGAGUGUUCAGCCAAAGACCUACCCCCCUUUCACCGACAUAAUAUGUCAAGGCACUCCUGGUCAUGAGAUUUUCUUCGUGGUGCGAGGCGAAGCGGAAGUGAUCCAUCAACAACCCAAAACAAAUAAAGAAGCAGAGAGUCUGACCAGAUCGAUCCAAAAACGGCCGCGGCUAAAAACAGGACAGUAUUUUGGAGAAGUUGCGAGCCUGGGCUUGUCUAGUGGGCGGACAGCAACAGUCAGGUCGAUUACCACGGUAGAGUGUUUAAUGAUACCGGGUGAGACGCUGGAUGAGCUGUGGUCUCGCUGUUCUCCGGACAUCAAACUGCAGGUGGAGCAGACAGCAUGGCAUCGAUACAACUACCGCGAUGAAGACGUUGACAUGACCGACGCGGGACAACAAGAGAAGACGAGCAAAUCAGACCCUCCGACCCCAAUACUCGCCCGACUCAGUCUACCCGAUGUCGAGUUUGCAGCGCCCCUGAAGUCGAUAUCCGCAAAAGUUAGAGAGGAUUCAGACACCAUGGAACCCAAGGACCCCGACCCGUUUCUGAGUGUUGAUAUGGAAAAUCUGAGGAACCGAAGGCGUCUGUCGAUUGCGCCGCCAACUGCUCAGACCGAGGCAUCCCCGACAACGCCUACUCGACAGAAUGGAGCGCGGCCUUGCCCUCCGGAACCGUCGUCUCCUGUAGCCUUCACCAUGCCGGACUUUGAAUUUGAUAUGCCCGCAAAACGGGCCAAGACACUGUCCCAUCGACCAGUCUCUCUUCAACAGUCCAUCAUCUCGGACAGCAUACUAGUUAACAUCUUUCAGUAUGCCGACGUAGGCGAGCUUUUGAGGCUACGUCAGGUCAGUUCGCGCUGGAAAUCUCUUGUCACUACGUCUCCGAAGCUCUGUAGAUAUGUCGAUCUCUCUCACUACAACAGGAGAGUUACCGACCAGGUCAUUAUCGAUGUGCUUGCACCUUUCAUCGGAACUCGCGCACUUGUUAUGGAUCUGAAUAACUGCUUCCACAUUACCGACGAAGGCUUCUCCGCAUUAUGGCGGGCUUGUGGCAAGAAUGUGCAAAAGUGGAAGAUGCGCUCACUGUGGGAUGUGUCAGCGAACCAGAUUCUAGAGAUGAGCGAGAAUGCCAAGGGUCUCGAGGAGAUUGACUGGAGCAACUGCCGAAAAGUCGGAGACAAUCUACUUGGUCGAGUUGUCGGAUGGGUUGUCCCCGAGCCGCCCCCAGCGAGCAGUAAAGUCGUGAUAUCUAGUUCAGGAGCGAAAGGAGCAAAAGGAGGAAAGGGUACGAAAGCAAAAGAAAAGUCUGGUCAGCAGUCUCCUACGCCCGCCCCAGGGACGGUCAUUGGCUGCGCCAAGCUGAAGACGCUGAAUUUAUCAUAUUGCAAGCACAUUACGGAUCGAUCGAUGGGCCAUCUUGCUGCUCAUGCCGCGAGUCGCCUACAGUCUUUGUCUCUUACUCGCUGCACAUCAAUUACAGACGCUGGCUUCCAGUCGUGGGCUCAAUUCAAAUUCGAGAAGUUGACACAGCUUUGCCUGGCGGACUGUACGUACCUGUCUGAUAAUGCCAUCGUUGCGCUGGUCAACGCUGCCAAGCACUUGACUCACCUCGACUUGUCAUUUUGCUGUGCACUUUCGGACACGGCUACAGAAGUCGUUGCCCUUGGCCUCCCCAAAUUGCGCGAGUUACGGUUGGCCUUUUGUGGUAGCGCUGUGAGCGAUAGCAGUUUGGAGAGCGUCGCUUUGCACCUUAACGAGCUUGAGGGCCUAAGUGUUCGAGGAUGCGUGCGAGUGACAGGAAAAGGCCUGGAAUACAUUCUCCGGGGCUGCACGCGCUUGAACUGGGUCGAUGUCAGCCAAUGCCGCAAUUUGGAACCGUGGUUGCGAGCUGGCAGUGUUGCAAAAUGGGGGUUCGACAGCCGGGCUUCAAAAUCAGAGUCGCCAUCGGUCAAUAGCUGGCCCACAACGGCAUUCGACAGCGUGCUUGGAGACUUGCCAACGCCGAGGACAAUGAGCGUCGCGAUGCUCACUACGCCAAGCUUCUUUCCAAGGCCUGGUGCUUCGCUACUAGGCAGGAAGGCGAGGCAACCUGGCCCUGCGCGCAUUGCGCAGCAGCGGCUGUUACCCGCCUUCCGGACAUCCAUGCGAAGCUUUCACCAACAAGCACCCAAAAAGCCGAGCAGCGCAUUCUUCACCUCCCGCAUUGCGUCAGCGACAACUCGCCAUGGAUUUGCGCGAUCAUAUUACCAGGAGGCCGCGACCCGACAGCAGUCUGUGACGAGCGGAACGGGACUCCGCAAGCUGCUUGUUGGAGGUGCCAUCUUUGGCGGCACGCUGGUGGCGAUCAACACCGUUUUCAACCGCGAGACGAGAGAGGAUGGCGGAAUGCCUCUGUUUGAGCGGGAAUACCUGAACAACACUUUCUUGCACACUGGUCUUGGCGUUGGCAUCAUUGGUUUGACGGCCAGGCAGAUGGUGCAGACGGGAUUCGUGUACCGCCUGAUGGUUACGAACCCGUGGGUUGUUGGAUUGGGUGGAUUGGCGCUGAGCUUUGCCACCAUGAUUGGAACUCGGUCUAUUAGCCCUGACAACUACAUCCCCAAGUAUGCUCUCUGGACUGCCUUUAACGCCACUCAGGCCGCCUUUGUCGCCCCUAUGCUGGCAUUUGUCCCCAUGCCCCUUCUCGCCCGCGCUGGCCUCUACACUGUUGCCAUGAUGGGUGCCCUGUCUGUUGUCGGCGCUACCGCCAAGCAGGAGAAAUACCUCUACAUCGGUGGACCUCUUCUGGCUGGUGCUGCUAUCAUCGCCGCUUCUGGCCUGGCCCCUCUUGUCAUCCCCGCUACCGCUGUCCGGACGCUGGCUUUCACUCAGAACAUCUGGCUGUAUGGUGGUCUUGCCGUCUUUGGCGGCUUCACUCUGUAUGACGUGCAGAAGGUGUUGCACCACGCCCGCCUGGCUCAGGCUGGUGUUAUCAAGCGGGAUCCCGUCAACGAGAGCAUUUCCCUGGAGUUGGACUUUUUGAACAUCUUCAUCCGCAUGGUUCAGAUUCUCAUGAUGAACCAGAACCGAAGGAAGUAA
Messenger RNA from Trichoderma asperellum CBS 433.97, 3936 nucleotides. RefSeq lists its product as uncharacterized. NCBI's taxonomy places the organism in Eukaryota, Fungi, Ascomycota, Sordariomycetes, Hypocreales, Hypocreaceae. Gene Ontology annotation, cellular component: mitochondrial inner membrane. The record is from RefSeq and is a predicted model, not a curated record.